CUGUCUGUUGGCUCCGUGGGUGUGUCUUUAAUCACCACUUGUUCUUAAUUACCAAUCACAGUUUUUUUUUGUCGUGUGGCCCUUCUACGGAGUCGCAGUGGACUUUUAAGCAUAUCUUUCAAAGACAACAUCUUUGAUCGUCGCAGCCAGCCAGACCAGACACGAAAACACCGGCGAGAAGGAGCUAGAAUGGACUGCACACUUUGGAGGCUCAUUCGUCACCUGCCGUGCGUCAUGGAGCCCAACAGCAAAAGUUUUCAGCCCUGGAGGGACUACAUGGGCCUGUCUGAUACAAUGCGAGAGAUCCUGGGCCCGAACGCCGCCGGUGAGUCUCCUCUCCAAGCGUCCAAAGCCCAUCAAUCUGAGUCUGGUGACCUGAGACAGCUUUUGGCGUCUAUGCGCAUUAACGCAGUUAGCCAAAGUGAGCCGGGGACAGGCGGUGCGCCAGAUCUCCCCAGUGUGCGCGCGCAGCCAUGUUCAUUGGCUCAACUGCGCCCAGGUGACGAGAUGCGAUGCGCACCAGGUCCAUUUGGUGCUGGUAAACCAAACGCAAUGAGUUUAAUGCCUGCGCCAAACCCGAAAGCCUCCUUGGGGCCAAAAGAGCGCAAGAAGAAGAAUCGUUUCAAAACAGCCGAGCCGGCUACGUGUCCUCCUCCUCCUCCUCUUCCAAAGCACAUGUUCUGCAGUUUCUGCAAGCACAACGGGGAGUCUACGCUGGUGUAUGAAUCCCACUGGCUGAAGAACCAGGCAGGAGAUGUUAUGUGUCCCUAUCUGCGGCGGUAUGUGUGUCCUCUGUGCGGGGCCACAGGGGCCAAUGCUCACACCAAGCGCUUCUGCCCUAAGGUGGACUGGGCGUACAGCUCCGUGUAUUCCCAGUCCAGACGCUGAGCCGGGUGGCAAGCAGCCAAAAUACAUCGCACUCUUUUAUUUCGUGUGGUUUUGUUUAGUGUGUUUUUGACUGCGUGUGUUUGGUUUGCUUUUAGUUUGCAUGUUUUUGCAUGUUUUAUAUAAAGAUUUUAUUUAAAGCAGAUUGUAACGUUUCCAAAGCUGGCCUUCUUUUCAGCGUAACCUACUUUAACAGCGCCAUUUUGGCGACUGACUUUUGUACAGUACUUCAAGAACGACUACCAGAUACUGUUUGGGAGGAGAAAAAAGUUUGAAAAGAGAAAUGUAGGUUUGUUAUGCUUUUAAUACACGGCAGAGUGAUGUCCACUUUCAUAUUUUCCUGUCCAUGCACUGAAGGACUAUAGCACAUCAAACACUUUGUGACAUACAGUCAUCAGUUGAAAAACAAAACAAAAAAAAGAACUACAGCAUGUAAACAUCAUGUGUCCAUGUCAGCAUUUUAAAUUUUUAAAUAAGAGUGACUUCUUGUUCAGAGGUGUGCAAAUAAAUACCUGUUUCUGUGGCA
Molecule: messenger RNA, 1411 nt
Organism: Mugil cephalus (flathead mullet)
Lineage: Eukaryota; Metazoa; Chordata; Actinopteri; Mugiliformes; Mugilidae
Gene: nanos3
Product: nanos homolog 3
Exons: 1
Coding region: 190-888 (232 amino acids)
Biological process (GO): negative regulation of translation; oogenesis
Cellular component (GO): perinuclear region of cytoplasm
Molecular function (GO): zinc ion binding; mRNA binding
Source: RefSeq, a predicted model, not a curated record